GAGCACCCCCAAAUGUUGCCGAAGACCACGGUUGGCUGCUAAGUGGCUCGCCGUCCGGGCAUUUUUCCUGGCCGGCACGGGUAAUUCGAGACGUGAUUGGUCACACACCGAACCCCACCGAAAACAUUCGGUCAACACUGUACCGACGGCAGCCGACUAAACUUUCCUGUUCUGCACGCGUCUGCAUCCCCUUGCAGUAACCAAUUCUCCCAGUCCUCGACACACUUUACAUCGGCAACAGAAAAGAAAUGCUGCCUGAUCCAAUAGUAGACGACGAAGAGUACGAGUCCUCGCAGGACUCCGACUUCGCGCCCGAGGACGCCAUCGCAGCAGAUGGCGCCUCCGAGGCGUCCGAUUCCGAGACCGACGGCGAAGACGCCGCGGCGGCGGCGACGAAGCUCGCUAAACGUAAGCGCGACGCCGACGGCGGCGAGGCCGAAGACGCGGGCUUCGAGAACUCGGGCGACGAGGCUCUGAUCAAGAAGGCGAAUAAGAAGAGGCGCAGGAAGACCAAGGAUGCGGACGCCGCCGCCGCCGCCGCCGCCGCCCCGGACGAGGAGGACGAGGGGGGCGAUGGAGGGUUGGUCAAGACGCGGAGCAUGCGCGCCGCAGAAAAGCAGGAGCGCAAGACGGCGGCAGUGUCCGGCCCGGUAACGGUCGACGUCGAAGCGAUCUGGGCACAGAUGCUCGCGGGUCAGACGGUGACGCCGCCGACCACCGAAGACAAGACCGCCGAGGAAGCCGAUCCCGACGGGGCCAAGGAGCCCGGCGCCGAAGCCGACGCGACGAAGCCAGACGAGGCCCUCGGCGGCGACGACCCCUCGGAUAUGAUACGCAUCAAACGGACUUACAACUUCGCCGGCAAGGUCCACACGGAAGAGAAGCUCGUGGCGCGCUCCUCGGCCGAGGCGAGGCUCUACCUUGCCUCACUCGGGAAGGACGCCGCGGAGGGCGGGGGGGAGGGGCAGGAGGAGGAGGAGGAGGAGCCCAAGCGGGUGCUCAAGAAGGCGUUCCGGUCGGCCUUUGAACCGGUCAUCGAGGUCGCGGGCCAGCGGUCCGACCUGAACCUCGGCGUGGCGGUGCGGAUCAAGGCGCGCGAGAAGGAGGCGCAGGCCAAGAAGCUCAACACGGUCGAGAAGAGCAAGAUGGACUGGGCCGGCUUCGUCGACAAGGAGGGGCUCAAGGACGAGCUCGAGCUGGCGGGCCGGGCCAAGGGAUCGUACGCCGAGAGGCAGGACUUCCUGGCGCGCAGCGAGGCCAAGAGGGAGGAGGAGGCCCGCCGCGCGAGGUUGGCCGGCCGCGUGCUGUGAGAUCGGGCCGAGUCCUGUUUUUGGUUUGGCAGGCCGUAAGGCCUCACUUCAUGGUACGGUUCGGCGUUUUUUUUAUUUUUU
Colletotrichum navitas is the source of this 1391-nucleotide messenger RNA. RefSeq names its product bucentaur or craniofacial development-domain-containing protein. Gene Ontology annotation, cellular component: Swr1 complex. The coding region runs from base 249 to 1310 and encodes 353 amino acids. The record is from RefSeq and is a predicted model, not a curated record. NCBI's taxonomy places the organism in Eukaryota, Fungi, Ascomycota, Sordariomycetes, Glomerellales, Glomerellaceae. The transcript is spliced from 2 exons.